This is a messenger RNA of Tribolium castaneum (red flour beetle), 1049 nucleotides long. It is a transcript of the gene Rab9, whose product is annotated as Rab9. The transcript is spliced from 3 exons. Gene Ontology annotation, molecular function: GTP binding; GTPase activity. Gene Ontology annotation, biological process: retrograde transport, endosome to Golgi. The coding region runs from base 1 to 663 and encodes 220 amino acids. NCBI's taxonomy places the organism in Eukaryota, Metazoa, Arthropoda, Insecta, Coleoptera, Tenebrionidae. Gene Ontology annotation, cellular component: phagocytic vesicle; late endosome; lysosome. The record is from RefSeq and is a predicted model, not a curated record.
AUGGCUUCACGAGUCAACAUGCGACCCACCAACAAGAACACGCUGCUCAAAGUGGUGAUUUUGGGGGAUGGGGGCGUCGGGAAGAGCUGUCUGAUGAACAGGUUCGUCUCGAAUCAGUUCGACGAGCACUCGUUUCACACCAUUGGGGUGGAAUUCCUGAACAAGGACAUAGAAAUUGACGGGGAAACAUACACUCUACAGAUUUGGGACACUGCGGGACAGGAACGGUUCAAGACGCUCCGGACGCCCUUUUACCGAGGGAGCGAUAUCUGCAUGCUGACCUACGCAGUGGACGACAAACACAGCUUCCGGAACCUACAAAUGUGGAAAAACGAGUUCCUUUAUUACGCCGAUGUUAAGGAAAACGUCCAGUUUCCUUUUAUCGUGGUUGGAAACAAGUCCGACGUUGAACAAAAUGAACGUGAGGUUUCGCAAAUCGAAAUGGAGACCUGGUGCACCGAAAACGGCAUUUCUGCAUGCAUUGAAACGUCCGCCAAGAACGCAAGUAACGUCCACGAUGCGUUUGCAAUAGCCGUUCAACAUUGGUUGAAACUGGAGACAAGAGCCGAUAAAAACGACUGUAUCUAUGCCGAUACGGUUGAUUUAACUAAGAAACAAUCAGAGAACCGAACUUCUUGUUGUAUUAACACCUCUGACGAGUAAUUUUUAAUAAUUUGACUCAGUUUUGCCGGAUGGAGGUUGUGUAUUGUCUUAUUCCAAAGAAUAGUUAAAUAUCAAACAUUCUACUAAACAAAUUGUGAUAACUCUUCUUAAUUUCCAUAUUUCAAGUGUGUAGGUCUUAGAGCAUUUUUAUUUUGUACAUUCUUUAUUGUACUCAUUGUAAAUAUAUCUCAGGAGCACCAAAUUAUGCGGCCUUUUGCUAUCAGUUAAUUUGCUUCAAGCACUCUGUAUAUAUUAGUGCUGUUAGCUUUUGUACUGCAACGUUUUGAUAAGGCAUAUCAAUUCUCGAAUUGGAAUCGUUCAGUAUUUCGGUGCUGUUAUUAUUUAUUAAUUGUAUCGGCACGUUCAAUAGAUCUGUUGUAAAAUAA